This is a messenger RNA of Mauremys mutica (yellowpond turtle), 1092 nucleotides long. RefSeq names its product mas-related G-protein coupled receptor member H-like. Gene Ontology annotation, biological process: G protein-coupled receptor signaling pathway. Gene Ontology annotation, molecular function: G protein-coupled receptor activity. The transcript has a single exon. The record is from RefSeq and is a predicted model, not a curated record. The coding region runs from base 16 to 981 and encodes 321 amino acids. Gene Ontology annotation, cellular component: membrane. NCBI's taxonomy places the organism in Eukaryota, Metazoa, Chordata, Testudines, Geoemydidae.
UACAGCAGAGGUUUCAUGAUGGCUGACCUGAGCACAGUGUCUCUUCCCCCAGCAUCAUUUGGCCUAGAUCCUGGAGCAGAAAACAUGACUGAAUGCGUACUGUGUGAUGCACCACCAGGGACCAUCUACGGCAUCACUUGGCUCAUCUGUCUGUUCGGGCUGGUGGGGAACGGGAUCGUGCUCUGGUUCCUCAGCUUCCACAUUAAGAGGAACCCCUUCACUGUCUACAUUCUCAACCUGGCCGUCUCUGACACUUUCUUCCUCCUCUGCUCGACUGCUUAUCUCAUAGCUUGUGUGAUGGAAUAUCCAUUUUGUGUGAAUAAUGUUUUUAUUUACAUAUUCCUGUUAUUUAACUUGCUGUGUCUGUUGACGUACAGCACCAGCCUGUACCUCCUGACGGCCAUCAGUACUGAGAGGUGUCUCUCCGUCCUCUAUCCCUUCUGGUACCAAUGCCACCGGCCAGAACACAUGUCUGCCAUUGUCUGUGCCCUGCUCUGGGCUCUCUCCAUGCUACUCUCCUGUCCAGUGGGUGUUUUUUGUCUUGUUCUUCCAGGUGAACACUGUAUCAUAUCCUUGCUACCCACCUGUUUUCUGAAUGUCCUGAUAUUCGCUCCCAUCAUGGCUCUGUCCAGUCUGACCCUGUUCAUCAAGGUCCGACAUAGCUCACAGCAACAUCAGCCAGGAAAGCUCUAUGCUGUUAUCCUGCUCACUGUCCUCUUCUUCCUCCUCUUCACUGUCCCUCAUAGUGUCCAGAUCUUCCUCCUUUAUCAUAACAUAUUCGAUUCCAGUGAGAUAUUUCACAUGCUGGCCUCUGCAAGCAGUGGCAUCAACCCAUUUAUUUACUUUCUAGUUGGGAGCUAUGGGAAGCGGCAAUUCCGUGGCUCCAUCAAGGUCGCACUCCAGAGGGUUUUUGAAGAGAAGACAGAUUCCAGAGAAGAUGGAGAGACAACCAGUGCAGAGCCAAUGAACACUGUCACUUAAUUCCCUACAUCACCCAGUCCUGGAGACCCUGUUCUUAGGAUGGAGAUUUACCUAGAUCCCAGAAUCAAAGAACUUAGAAUGGGAAAGGACCUGGUAGGUCCCUUGCUAAUU